GAGGGCGGGGUGUCGUCCCCUUUCGCUGAUGCAAGAGCCUAGUGCGGUGCUUGGAGGAGUACCGGCAGGAGAAGCGCUUACGCCGGGGUCUGGGGCUGACCUGUCUCACUUCCCAUCCGUGCCGAGCCCAUUCAAGCUGCAGCCAUGUCCGGGGAUGAGAUGAUUUUUGAUCCUACUAUGAGCAAGAAGAAAAAGAAGAAGAAGAAGCCCUUUAUGUUAGAUGAGGAAGGGGAUGCCCAGACAGAAGAAACCCAGCCCUCAGAAACAAAAGAAGUGGAGCCAGAACCAGCUGAGGACAAAGAUGUGGAAGCUGAUGAAGAGGAUAGUAGGAAGAAAGAUGCUUCUGAUGAUCUAGAUGACUUGAAUUUCUUUAAUCAAAAGAAAAAGAAGAAAAAAACAAAAAAGAUAUUUGAUAUUGAUGAAGCUGAAGAGGGUAUAAAGGAUCUUAAGAUUGAAAGUGAUACCCAAGAGCCAGCUGAACCAGAAGAUGACCUUGAUAUUAUGCUUGGCAAUAAAAAGAAGAAAAAGAAGAAUGUCAAGUUCCCAGAUGAGGAUGAAAUACUAGAAAAAGAAGAAGCUUUAGAAGAUGAAGACAGCAAAAAAGAUGAUGGUAUCUCAUUCAGUAACCAGACAGGCCCUGCUUGGGCAGGAUCAGAGAGAGACUACACAUAUGAAGAGCUACUGAAUCGAGUGUUCAACAUCAUGAGGGAAAAGAAUCCAGAUAUGGUUGCUGGAGAGAAAAGAAAAUUUGUCAUGAAACCUCCACAGGUUGUUCGAGUAGGAACCAAGAAAACUUCUUUUGUCAACUUUACAGAUAUCUGUAAACUAUUACAUCGUCAGCCCAAACAUCUCCUUGCAUUUUUAUUGGCAGAAUUGGGUACAAGUGGUUCUAUAGAUGGCAAUAACCAACUUGUAAUCAAAGGAAGAUUCCAACAGAAACAGAUAGAAAAUGUCUUAAGAAGAUAUAUCAAGGAAUAUGUCACUUGUCAUACAUGCCGAUCACCGGACACAAUUCUGCAGAAGGACACCCGGCUCUAUUUCUUACAGUGUGAAACUUGUCAUUCUCGAUGCUCUGUUGCCAGUAUCAAAACUGGCUUCCAGGCUGUCACAGGCAAACGAGCACAGCUCCGUGCCAAAGCUAACUAAUUUGCUAAUCACACCACUGAUUUUGCAAAGCGUGUUCUGAGGAAUUGGCUGGACAGGUUUACCAUCAGAAUGGAUAUAUCAUUGUAUUAAAAACAAGAUAGAAAAGCUGCCAAGUUCUUUGGCGAGUGGUUGGCUGAUCUGAAAUCCUUGCCGAUGCUCAAGCUGUUGACAUACUUAUUGCCUACUCUAACAACUGUCAGAGAAACAUGAUGGGGUAAGGAGGUGCUUUUUUAAUCGUUCAUAGACUUCUGUAAAACGCAAGAUAAAUUAAAGUUAUUAUAACAGUGAUUCUUUCAAUUUGAUUUGUCCUUCAGUUUUCUUUAUAAAAAAUGUGCUUAGUGAAUUCAGCAAUAAGCAAGUUUGUGCCUAUGCUCUGGCAAGGUCACACCGUACCUUUCUCCUGAAAAAACUGUAUUAUUGGCAAGCACUUUAAUUGGACAGCCACUAUUCCUUCUCAGCUUCUGAGAUACAAGGCUAACAGACCUGGUUUCCCACGAAAGGGUGGUUGGAACGUAAGAUCUGGGACAACUGCCUGUUUUCACUAUCCGACUACAUAGGUUUGAUUUUUUUCUUAUGUGAGGAUUGUUGCUACUACCUCUCUGCCAAGUCUUCCUUCCAGCUGUUACUCUAUAAGAGAAAUACAAGGUGCUAGGUACCCUUCUCAGAGUUUUCCUGGCCUCUGUCUUGUAACUGAUACACUAGUUGGGUGACUUUUUGGUGAUGAAGUGGUACAGCGUGUACAGUACACACAACUCUGAAAGCCUAAAUGGUGACACUAGCAGCAGCUUUUUUCUCCAACCUUGUGUUUUGGGUUCAAAAGGCCCUACCAUAAAUGCUUUUCUAUUUUCUGUACUAAAGGAACUUUGAAUGUGACUGAGAAAUCGAGAUAAUUUUGCUUGUGUGGUGUUUGUGGUGCCACCAGUUGUUUCCUGAUGACCUCCUGGAAAGGUAUUCUUUAUUGGAACCUAGGGGAGAAGGCUGUCCUGUGGGUCUGUGCACCUGCUUAGUUGAUAAGGCAUACACAGUACUUCUCCCUCUUUGGUGCCACUUUGUUCAUACUAAGUGGCUUAGCAGCAGUUGCUCAUCCCCAAGUGUCUUUUACCACCUUGUUUUUAAUCACUGUGACCUUUAAUUUUAAAAUAUAGGCCAGUGUUGCCAGGUACUUUGGCUGUGAAGUGGUGGAGGGAGGCUUCCCUCAAUUAAGUAGGUCUUCCUGAGAACACUCCAUACUGGAGUUGCCACCACUGCCAUGAUGAGCCCAGCUGCUGCUUAUGACCCUGUUUUCUUUAUUUUGUAUCUACACCACAGGAUUCCCAAUUUUGGAUAAUAUUGUGUGAAUAAAGCAAGGA
Molecule: messenger RNA, 2495 nt
Organism: Fukomys damarensis (Damara mole-rat)
Lineage: Eukaryota; Metazoa; Chordata; Mammalia; Rodentia; Bathyergidae
Gene: Eif2s2
Product: eukaryotic translation initiation factor 2 subunit beta
Exons: 9
Coding region: 145-1146 (333 amino acids)
Biological process (GO): translational initiation; formation of cytoplasmic translation initiation complex; formation of translation preinitiation complex
Cellular component (GO): eukaryotic translation initiation factor 2 complex
Molecular function (GO): mRNA binding; translation initiation factor activity; translation initiation factor binding
Source: RefSeq, a predicted model, not a curated record